Molecule: messenger RNA, 1863 nt
Organism: Cucumis sativus (cucumber)
Lineage: Eukaryota; Viridiplantae; Streptophyta; Magnoliopsida; Cucurbitales; Cucurbitaceae
Product: integrin-linked protein kinase 1
Exons: 12
Coding region: 216-1592 (458 amino acids)
Biological process (GO): protein phosphorylation
Molecular function (GO): ATP binding; protein kinase activity; protein binding
Source: RefSeq, a predicted model, not a curated record
GCUUCAAAAAGCUGCUGAAAGUUGAAACGACACAAAAAACGAGUUCUUGUUCUCACCGGGAAUUCUUCCAUUCAUUUCACUCCCAAAACCUAGCUGUAAAAUUGUGAUACUCCAACUCAUUUUUCUAAAUUUAGUUGACCGAAAAUAUUGUUUUUCAUUGCCGGAGAUUCGUCGGAAAGCAGAGAACUGCUUCUUACUUAGGGUUUUAGAAACAAAUGGAGACGAAUAACAGUAACAACAACGGGGUGAGGUUUUUGUUAGGGAAGCAAUCGUCGAUGGCGCCGGAUCGCCAGCCGGAGGAGGCGGAGUUGGCGGAAGACGGUGAGGAGAUCGAUCCAGGGGUGCGAUUGAUGUAUUUGGCGAAUGAAGGCGAUUUGGAAGGGAUUAAGGAGCUUUUAGAUUCAGGAAUUGAUGUUAAUUUUCACGAUAUUGAUAAUCGGACGGCGCUUCAUAUUGCUGCUUGUCAAGGCUGCAACGAGAUCGUCGAUUUACUGCUCCGCCGUGGCGCUGAAAUUGACCCCAAAGAUCGCUGGGGCAGUACGCCUCUUGCAGAUGCUAUAUUCUACAAAAACCAUGAAGUUAUCAAAUUGCUGGAAAAAAGGGGCGCAAAACAUCUGAUGGCUCCCAUGCAUGUCAAACAUGCUCGUGAAGUCCCAGAAUAUGAAAUUGAUCCUAAAGAAUUUGACUUCACAAACAGUGUCAACUUGACCAAGGGAACCUUCCAUCUUGCAUCAUGGCGCGGAAUCCAAGUUGCAGUCAAAGAGCUUCCUGAGGAUGUGAUUUCAGAGGAGGAUAAAGUGAACGCCUUCAGAGAUGAGCUUGCAUUGCUUCAGAAGAUUCGGCAUCCUAACGUGGUUCAAUUUCUUGGUGCCGUCACUCAAAGUAGUCCCAUGAUGAUUGUCACUGAAUAUUUGCCUAAGGGAGAUCUUUGUCAACUUUUACACAAAAAAGGACCACUAAAACCAAUUGUAGCUGUGAAAUUUGCCCUUGACAUUGCUAGGGGAAUGAACUAUUUGCACGAAAAUAAACCUGCACCGAUCAUCCACCGUGAUCUUGAGCCAUCAAAUAUAUUGCGAGAUGACACUGGGAACCUGAAAGUUGCAGACUUUGGAGUUAGCAAGUUGCUCACAGUCAAGGAGGAUAAACCUUUAACAUGUCAAGACACUGCUUGCCGAUACGUCGCUCCAGAAGUUUUCAAAAAUAAUGGAUACGACACCAAAGUAGACGUCUUCUCCUUUGCUUUAAUUCUACAAGAGAUGAUCGAAGGACAACCACCAUUUUCAAACAAAAAAGAAAAUGCCAUUUGUAAAGGGUAUGCAGCCGGAAUGCGCCCUCCUUUCAAAGCUCCAGCUAAAUGCUACGCCCAUGGAAUUAAAGAGUUGAUUGAAGCUUGCUGGGAUGAGAGGCCAUCAAAGAGACCAACUUUUAGACAGAUAAUCACAAGGUUGGAAACAAUUCAUCACAGUCUUAGCCAUAGAAGGCGUUGGAAGCUCCCAACGUUGAGAUGUUUUCAGGAUCCUGAUGCCAAGAUAAGAAGAGACCAUCUCUCCAGUAGCCGGAGCCUUUCAUCGCGAUCUGCAAGCAGCAUAUGAAUCAACCAACUCCAAAACCUUCAGCUUAUGUUUGUUGUAGAAAAUUUUUUUCUUUUGUUAUAUUCAUUUCAGUUCAAAUUUGUUUGCAACCCCAAAAUAAUGUGUUGCUGCUUGUGCAAUUCCAUUGCAAAUUCUCUCUCCCUCCUUAAGUUUCUGGGUUGAGAUCUCAUAUUGUACAUUGUUGCUUUUACACUCAUGAAUACAACAAUUUGUUUGUACAUUAAAAUGUAACACGAUUAACCCAAAAUGUUCAAGAAAAUUGUAUUUGAAA